This is a messenger RNA of Chlorella variabilis, 744 nucleotides long. RefSeq lists its product as hypothetical. Bases 1 to 744 code for a protein of 247 amino acids. The transcript has 5 exons. The record is from RefSeq and is a predicted model, not a curated record. Gene Ontology annotation, cellular component: Ndc80 complex. Gene Ontology annotation, biological process: chromosome segregation. NCBI's taxonomy places the organism in Eukaryota, Viridiplantae, Chlorophyta, Trebouxiophyceae, Chlorellales, Chlorellaceae.
AUGGCAGCCCGCAUCGACCUGCAGGGUCUGCAGCGGCAGCUGGACUCGUUCCAAACCAAGUUCCACGCGUGGGCGCAGCGCACGGUGGCCGGCGCAGCGAGCCUUUGCGACGGACACCUGGGCAGGCUGAGGGAGUUCCAAGCCGCCAUUCGGGGCCUGGAGCAGCAGCAGGCAGAGCUCGAGCAGCGAGCAGCAGAUGUUAAGCAGCGGCUGGCCGCCGAGGAGGGCGAGGUGGCUGGGCUGCAGCAGGAGCUGGCCAGCAUUCGCGAGGAGCAGGGCAAGCUGCCGGGGCUGGUGCGGGAGGUGCAGGAGGCGCUGGAGGCAGAGGCGGAUGCCUUCCAGCGGCAGGAGGCGGCGCUGUCCAACCAGGAGGCGCUGAAGGAGCGCAAGCUGGGCGCCCUGCACCAGGCCCUGGCCAUGUACCAGCGCCGCCUGGGCCUCGACUUCCAGCACAGCGAGGCCGACGGCGAGCAGCUGCGGGUGGUAGUGACGCAGGUGGACCCCCGCGACCACGCCCGCGCCUUCCAGUUUGCGGUGCAGGUGGUGGGGGACAACAGCUACGCGGUGCAAUCCUGCGAGCCCCCCCUGCCGCGCAUGGCGGAGCUGCUGGCGGAGCUCAACGCCGGCGGCAGCUUCAGCCGCUUUGUGCGCUGCGUGCGCCGCGAGUUCCAGGCGGUGGUGGCCGAGGAGAUGCAGCAGCAGCGUGCGGCGCCGCUGCCGCCGCAGCCGGUCGCGGCGUGUUGA